Messenger RNA from Camelus dromedarius (Arabian camel), 5587 nucleotides. It is a transcript of the gene GALNTL5, whose product is annotated as polypeptide N-acetylgalactosaminyltransferase like 5. The transcript has 8 exons. Gene Ontology annotation, biological process: spermatid development. NCBI's taxonomy places the organism in Eukaryota, Metazoa, Chordata, Mammalia, Artiodactyla, Camelidae. Gene Ontology annotation, cellular component: Golgi apparatus. The record is from RefSeq and is a predicted model, not a curated record. Bases 3903 to 5246 code for a protein of 447 amino acids.
CAUUGUAAGUCAACUAUACUUCAGUUAAAAAAAGUGGGAGAUAAUACUAAAUGUUCGGGUGCCAGGAAGACACCUGGGAAGAAUCAGAGCUUGAGAAGGAAGACCCACGGCACAGGGACCUAGACCAGGGUUGCAAAGGCUGGAGCUGGGGCGUUGGAGGCUCAUUUCAUUGAGUUCCUGUCCCAGGAGCCGGGAGGCGUCAUGGGACUUGAAAGGACUGGGAUGGGUGAGACCAGCGUUCUAGGUUCAGGUAUUUGCCAGCGUUGUUGCUGUUUGAUAGGCAGGGUUUUUUUCAUUUUCAAUCUCUUUUUUAAAUCUUUGCUUUAAGAACAUUUAUCGACGUAAUGCAUAUAUAUAUAUAAAAAUAAAAUUUUAAAAAUCUUAAAAGAAGGCUAGCAGGCCCUGCCCAAUUCCCACCCUAACUCCCAGUUCAACUCCCUAAAAGCAAUAGACCCUUUCAUCUGUUUCUUAUGACAGUGACCUUGACAUUCUAAAUAAUAUUUUCAGACUUCUAUUUUUUGGUUUAUUUAUAUUAUACAAGAACUUAAAUUUUCUUACAUGGCUCUUUUUUUUUUUUUAGCUUAUUUUCCCAAUAAAUCUAUGAUUUUGGGGGGGGGCAUAAUACAGUUAUCAGGGCUUACAUCUUCAUCACUCUAUAAAAACCAUUCCUUAAUUUUUACAUCUACCUAUACUUCCCCAUCGCAAACAGUCCAUCAAAUAUGAUAUUCUUUUGACCUCUCUCCUUUGUGGGGUGGGAGUGGAGCAUCCAGAACUCAAGGCCAGCCUCCCCUCGCAUCUCUGGGCCCCUGCACAGCUGUCCUCCGAGACUUCUCUGCCUCUCUCCUGGGUUGAAUCCCCUCUCCUGGGUCCUUGUCUUCUUGGUUUACUCUUGGUUUUGUUGGCAUUUACACAUUUACAAUCCACAUGUAGUUUCCCAAAAAAGAAUACAAAGACAUGUAAUUUUUUGAGUCCUUUACAGACCUGAAAACAUCUUCAUUCCAUGCUCAUGCGUUAAUAAGUUUUGAGGAGGUAUAGACUUCAAGGUGAAAUACCGUUUAACUUAGAAUUUUGAAGCCAUUUAUCUGAAGUCUUACAGAACCUAGUGUUGCUGCUGAGGAAUUUGAUCUCUUCCUUCUUUACUUGUCAACUGUUUCUCCUGCCUCUGGAAGCUUUUAGGAUCCUUUACAUUCAUCGCAUUGGCUGUUCUGGGAGAAAUGUUUGUAUUAUUUGAUAAUCGCCUCCCACCCCGCCCCUGCCCUGUUUCUCUCUGACCGUCUUUUGGAACCCUUUUUACAAUUGGACGGUAAACCUCUUAGAAUGAAAUAGCACCUCUCUCGGUCUUGGGUUUCCCCUCCCUCUUUCAUUUUGUUGUGCUUUCCAGAGUAUUCCUUUCAUGCUAUUUUCCGACCUUCUAAUGAUUUUUAAUUUUAGCAAUCAUGUUUUAGGUUUCAGCAGCCUUUUUUUGUUUUCUAAGUGUUCCUCUUUCAAGCCUGCUCCUCUGGUUUUGUGGAUGUCUUGUCUUCUUACCUGUCUCUGAACAGUCAAAAUCAGUGUUUUGAUUUUUUGAAAGCUCUCACUAGCGGUUCCCCUUUUCUGGUUCUAUUUGUAUUUUCUUUCUUUCUAGAGGCUUUCCUCAGGUGCCUCUGUCAAUCUUUGGCAUUUAUAUUAGUUUGCUAGGGUGGCCAUAACAAAAUCCCACAGACUGGGUGGGACACUUAUUUUCUCACAGUCCGGAGCCUGGACAUCCGAGGUCAAGGCGUCAGCAGGUUUGGUGUCUUCUGAGGCCUCCCUCCUUGGCUCGCAGACGGCCACCUCCUCACUGUGUCCUCACAUGGCCUCUCCUCUGUGCGUGUGCCCCAGUGUCUCUUCCUCUUUUAGAAGAACACCAGUCCUGUUGGAUCAGGGCCCACCCUAAUGGCCUCAUUAAAACAUAAUAACAUCUUUAAAGACCCCAUCUCCAAGUACAGUCAUGUUAGGAGUGAGGACUUCAACAUACAAAUUUCGGGGGCCACAAUUCAGUCCGUAAGAGAUUCCAUCCCAGUUGAAAAGCAGGCACUAGCCUGCUGAUGGGGCCCCUGGGUGUUCUGCUCCCCCACGACCAGUGUCCUGUCUUCGUGUUGACACGUGGGGAGCUGGCUGCUUUGCUGGCGCCCCGCUUCCCUUGCACAGAGGGCUUCUCUCUGGGGUCCUGUGUUCCCAGCACAGAGUCAUUCUCCCCUCUCCCACCUCAGGUAGAGCAGCUUGGCUGCCAGGUCCUGUGUGUGAGGCAGGACAGAGGCCGAGGGAUCCAAACAUUCCAUGUCCAGGUGCCCCCCCCCCCGAUUCUCUGCCACCUCAGCCCCAAGUUUUCCUCGUUUCUCCAGAGAAGACAUUGCCGGGCUCCUUCUGACUUCUGUGCAGAGAAGGGUGUCGAGAGCUGCCUGCUGUGCAUGUAAGCAUGGAGCCUUUCCCAAAGCCUCCCCGCACAGCCCCUGACAGGCCUGGGCCUCCCAGCCCUGAGCUGCCCUGGGGUCUGCUGGCCUCAGAGUCCUGUCACCACACACCUGGAGUUGUGACUUGCUCUGUCCUCCCGAGUCGGUCACACAUCCAGUAGCAUUCUGUCUUCCAAACCUAUGAUGAAACCUCACAUGCACUGUUCCCCUGACCACUCUUCUCCCGGAAGAGUGUUCAGCUUUAUUGUUUUCAUGCUUGAGUCAAGAGGGAGAGGACACGGACGCAUAUAUUCAACCAACCAUCUUUGCAGGAAGCUCUCAAGACUGUUUUUUUUUUUUUGAUAAAUUAUGAAAUAUUUCAAACGUAAGGGAAGUAUACAAAAAGAUACCAGGAACACGCUGCAUACACAUCACCAAGCUUCAUCAGACCUCAUCAUUUCACCGUAUUUUUUCAGAGCUUUCCUAAAAGUAAGCAUUAAGGACGCAGUGGGAGCUCUUUCUUCUCCUCCCCCGGCCCGCCCACAUGGAGACGAUCACCGUGGUGACUCUGUGUAGCCCAUUUACAGACGAGCACCAUUGCGACUCUGUUUAGAUCAUUUACAAGCGUGGCCCCCCAACCCCCAGCAUUUGCUACCUUCAGGUGUAUCCACAAACCAUUGUCCUGCUUUUCCUGUUUUCCAAAUUUAUAUCGGUAGCAUCAAACACUACUUGAUUUUUUGCACAACAUUAUAUUUUCUAGAUUUUAUGAUAUUAAUACAUGCCCCUCCAGUGGAUUUGUUUCCAGUGUUGAACGAGGAGCCUCAGUUUAUCAGUUCUUUUAUUGAGGGAAACUUAAGUUGUGUCCAGUUUCUAUUACAAAUGUGACUCUAGUCAGUGUCUGCUGACGGGGGUCUCGUCAGGGUAUGUUCCUGGGUAUGGGACCGUUCCAGCAGACCCAUGGCUAGACUCAGCAAGACUGGACGUUGCAGAAUGGUUGUGCCAUUGCACGGCCCCAUCGGCGGAGGACCACACUUUUAUUGCCCGCUUUCUUUCCAGCAUGUGACAUUGUAUGUUUUUUACAUUUCUAACAGUCUGAUUAGUGUCAAAGCAGCUUUUUAAAAUGAAGACCUGUGCUGUCACUCCCAGAAGCGUGUAUGAGGGAUGCGUAAGCCUUCUUUUGCAUUAUUGCCUGUAGCUUUAACUCAAGAGUGUGGGUAAGGACUUAAGUGAUAUAUUAUGUUAUACAUUUUGAUGUUAAGUAAUAUUAUGACUAUCAGUUUUAAGAGUUUUUGCUAAAGUUCUUAAAAGGAUACACUUUAUGAACGUACAUAAUGAGCACUGAUACCAAAUAAUUCUGUUUUUCAAACACUGAAGAUUGAAUUUAAGCCAGGUAGAUGAUCUACAAACCAUCGGAAUAUCUAAUACAGCUUCUCUUAACUCCUUUUGGUUUAGGAAAUAUUUAAAUGGACCUUCAAAAAUGCUAGGUUUACAAUGAGAAAUGUUAUAAUUAAAUGUUUACUCUGUGGAUCCUUUACAUUUGGCAUCUGGACAGCUGUCUUUACUAUAUAUUUUCCCAAUAAUCAUGUGGGGAACCAGGAGAAGAUACCCUUGAAGAAAGAAGAUCCAUUUAUUUGGUCCCUUGGAGAAGAAUUGCACGAGCAAACCUUCCAAGGCUCAGAGCAAAUACCAAGGCCACAUGUAAGCACUGGCAGUUCUAGUAAAGAUGAAAUUAAAGAACAGAAGCCAAUUUUGAAACUACGUGACGAUUUUAACUAUUCGGACCCAGAGCUUUUUCAUGGAUUUUUAAAAUAUGGAUUAAAUUCCAUUAUCAGUAAAAGAUUGGGCAGCUACAGAGAUGUGCCGGAUACCAGGGAUAAACUGUGUCAUCGAAAACAGUACCCAGUCACCCUCCCCACUGCCAGCAUCAUCAUUUGCUUCCACAAUGAAGAAUUUAAUGCCUUGAUGCGGACAGUGUCCAGUGUUAUGAGCCUCACUCCACAUCAUAUCCUUGAAGAAAUUAUCCUGGUAGAUGACAUGAGUGAAUAUGAUGAUCUGAAGGAGAAACUAGACUACCACCUGGAAAUUUUUCGGGGAAAGAUUAAAAUAAUACGAAACAAAAAGAGAGAGGGACUGAUGCGAGCAAGGCUGGUUGGGGCGUCACAUGCUUCAGGGGACGUUCUGGUGUUCCUGGACAGCCACUGCGAGGUGAACAAAGCAUGGCUGGAGCCCUUGCUGCAUGCCAUUGACAAGGACCCCAAAGUGGUCGUGUGUCCUCUGAUCGAUGUCAUUGACGAUAUGACCCUGGAAUACAAGCCCUCUCCUGUAGUGAGGGGAGCUUUCAACUGGCACCUGCAAUUUAAGUGGGAUCUUAUUUUCUCUUACGAGCUGAAUGGACCAGAAGGACCUACUAGACCUAUCCGGUCACCAGCAAUGGCUGGAGGAAUUUUUGCUAUAAAUAGGCAUUAUUUUUAUGAACUUGGACAGUAUGACAAGGGCAUGAAUCUCUGGGGAGGCGAAAACAUGGAAAUUUCACUCCGGAUCUGGAUGUGUGGAGGCCAGCUCUUAAUAAUCCCCUGCUCUCGAGUAGGACAUGUGGUUAAGCAACACAUCACAAAUCAAACUGAAGUUGCAAAAGCCUUGGCAUUUAACAACCUCAGGGUGGUGCACGUUUGGCUGGAUGACUACAAGGAGCAGUUUUUUUUACGAAGACCUGAUCUAAAAUCUCUUGACUAUGGAAACAUUAGUGAGCGUGUUGAAUUAAGGAAACGAUUGGGUUGCAAGUCAUUUCAGUGGUAUUUGGAUACUGUCUUCCCAGAAUUGGAGACAGCUGAGUAAAACUGAUGAAAGGAAAACCAAUCGUCAUUAAUAAAGGGUUAAAAAGUCCCCUAGUCCUUCAAUAUAGAGAAGAGGACAAGUUUGGAACAUCGUGAAAUACAGUAAAAAAUACAACCAGAACGGGUCUACAACACAAGCGCCUUUUCUUUCCUCCUUUAAUGACAGCUCUGAGGACUCUGUUAUUCAUCUGCCACUAAAUUUCUAGGGUGGCAAGACCUUGACAUUAAUGCUGUCACACAGUUAAGAUUAUCAUGCAGUUGAUGGAGAUAAAGUGUGUUAUCUCCAAUUAUUUCCCAAACUCGCUUGGUCCUACUAACACAGCAGGACCCUGUGGGGUCCUC